Messenger RNA from Panthera uncia (snow leopard), 1521 nucleotides. RefSeq names its product transcription factor AP-2 epsilon (gene TFAP2E). Bases 1 to 1326 code for a protein of 441 amino acids. The transcript is spliced from 7 exons. The record is from RefSeq and is a predicted model, not a curated record. Gene Ontology annotation, cellular component: nucleus. Gene Ontology annotation, biological process: regulation of cell population proliferation; regulation of transcription by RNA polymerase II; anatomical structure development. Gene Ontology annotation, molecular function: DNA-binding transcription factor activity, RNA polymerase II-specific; RNA polymerase II transcription regulatory region sequence-specific DNA binding. Lineage: Eukaryota; Metazoa; Chordata; Mammalia; Carnivora; Felidae.
AUGCUGGUGCACACUUACCCCGCCAUGGAGCGCCCCGACGGGCUGGGCGCAGCGACUGGCGGGGCCCGCCUGUCGUCCCUGCCCCAGGCGGCCUACGGGCCGGCGCCGCCACUCUGCCACACGCCGGCCGCCGCCGCCGUUGACUUCCAGCCGCCCUACUUCCCGCCGCCCUACCCGCAGCCGCCACUGCCCUACGGCCAGGCGCCCGACGCCGCUGCCGCCUUUCCCCACCUGGCCGGGGACCCGUACGGCGGCCUGGCACCCCUGGCACAGCCGCAGCCUCCCCAGGCCGCCUGGGCCGCGCCCCGCGCCGCCGCCCGCGCCCACGAAGAGCCGCCCGGCCUGCUGGCGCCGCCCGCCCGCGCUCUGGGCCUCGACCCGCGCCGCGACUACGCCACCGCCGUGCCCCGGCUCCUGCAAGGCCUGGCCGACGGGGCGCACGGCCUGGCCGACGCGCCCCUCGGCCUCCCAGGGCUGGCGGCGCCGCCCGGCCUAGAGGACCUGCAGGCCAUGGAUGAGCCGGGAAUGAGCCUUCUGGACCAGUCUGUGAUCAAGAAAGUUCCCAUCCCCUCCAAAGCCAGCAGCCUCUCGGCCCUCUCACUGGCCAAAGACAGCCUGGUUGGUGGCAUCACGAACCCCAGUGAGGUCUUCUGCUCUGUGCCAGGCCGGCUCUCUCUGCUCAGCUCGACGUCCAAGUACAAGGUGACGGUGGGGGAGGUCCAGCGGCGACUCUCACCUCCCGAGUGCCUCAAUGCCUCCCUCCUGGGCGGUGUCCUUCGCAGGGCCAAGUCCAAGAAUGGGGGCCGCUGCCUGCGCGAACGGCUAGAGAAGAUUGGGCUCAAUUUGCCAGCUGGCCGUCGCAAGGCCGCCAAUGUGACACUUCUGACUUCACUGGUGGAGGGAGAGGCCGUGCACCUGGCCCGAGACUUUGGCUACGUCUGUGAGACUGAGUUCCCAGCCAAGGCAGCUGCCGAGUACCUGUGCCGACAGCACGCUGACCCCGGGGAACUGCACAGCCGCAAGAGCAUGCUGCUGGCCGCCAAGCAGAUCUGCAAGGAGUUUGCAGAUUUGAUGGCUCAGGAUCGCUCACCACUGGGCAACAGCCGCCCAGCACUCAUCCUGGAGCCCGGAGUACAGAGUUGCCUGACACACUUUAGCCUUAUCACCCAUGGCUUUGGUGGGCCCGCCAUCUGUGCUGCCCUUUCUGCCUUCCAGAACUACUUGCUGGAGUCACUCAAGGGGCUGGACAAGAUGUUUCUAAGUGGUGCGGGCAGUGGGCAUGGUGACACCAAGGCUUCAGAGAAGGAUGCCAAGCACAGGAAAUAAAUGCUUCUUCCACUGCCUCAUCCCAGAGCGUUUCCCAAGGCCUGAAAUGAGGCCUUAGUUCCUGGGGGUGGGCCUGAACGGAUUAAAAGGUGGAGCUUGAGUCAGGCCAGAAAGAGAACAUUCAUCCAGAGACCGUGGGUGAGAGGGAGAAGGGGAGGUGGCCUCUCUGUGAUGGUUUGUUGGUAAGUUAGGGGC